AUGGACGAGCUGUUUUUCCUCUCGGUGCUGCUGGCCGUCGGAGCGGUCACGCUGUUGCAGGUGCUGAAGGUGGCCCUGAACCCAAUCAGCGAGAGGGCGCCGCCGGGGCCAUGGAAGCUGCCGGUGAUCGGCAGCAUGCACCACCUGGUGAACGUGCUGCCGCACCGGGCACUGAAAAACCUCGCCGAUGCGUACGGCCCACUCAUGAUGUUGCAGCUGGGGCAGACGCCGCUGGUGGUGGCGUCGUCCAAGGAGACGGCGCGGCUGGUGCUUAAGACCCACGACACAAACUUCGCCACGCGUCCCAAGCUCCUCGCUGGCGAGAUCGUCGGCUACGAGUGGGCUGACAUCCUCUUCUCCCCCUCCGGAGACUACUGGCGCAAGCUCCGCCAGCUCUGCGCAGCCGAGAUCCUCAGCCCCAAGCGGGUGCUCUCCUUCCGCCACAUCAGGGAGGACGAGGUGGGGAUGCUGGUGGAGCAGAUCCGCGCGACGGGGCUAUCGAUGCCAGUGAACCUGAGCCUGAUGUUCCAUAGCACUACCAACAACAUCGUUGCGCGGGCGGCCUUCGGGAAGAAGAGGAAGAACGCGGCAGAGUUCAUGUCAGCCAUCAAGUCCGGCGUGGGCCUAGCGAGCGGCUUUAACAUCCCCGACCUCUUCCCGACAUGGACAACCGUGCUAGCCGCCGUCACUGGCAUAAAACGCAGCCUCCAGGGCAUCCACAAGACGGUGGAUGCCAUCCUGGAGGAGAUCAUCAAUGAGAGGAACAUCGCCCGUGCCGAUAAAAUAAAGGCCGGCGCCACUGAUAACGUCGACGAGAACCUCACUGAUGUGCUCAUAGGCCUGCAGGGGAAAGGCGGCUUCGGGUUCCACCUAGACAACAGCAAGAUCAAGGCCAUCAUCUUGGACAUGUUCGCCGGCGGGACAGGGACGUCGGCGUCGGCGAUGGAGUGGGGUAUGUCAGAGCUGAUGCGUAACCCAGAGGUGAUGGCGAAGCUGCAGGGGCAGAUCCGUGAGGCGUUCAAAGGUAAGACCAUGGUGACCGAGGCCGACCUGCAAGCUAGCGACCUCCGGUAUCUGAAGCUGGUGAUCAAGGAGGCUCUUCGGCUGCACCCGCCAGCGCCGCUGCUGGUGCCCAGGGAGAGCAUCGACCUGUGCGAGCUAGAAGGGUUCACGAUCCCGGCCAAGUCGCGCGUGGUGAUCAACGCGUGGGCCAUCGGGCGGGACCCCAGGUACUGGGACGCCGCCGAGGAAUUCCUGCCGGAGCGGUUUGAGGACGGCGCCGUGGAUUUCACAGGCAGCAGCUACGAGUUUCUGCCGUUUGGUGCCGGCCGCAGGAUGUGCCCCGGGUUCAACUACGGGCUGGCCAGCAUGGAGCUCGCCCUCGUUGCCUUGCUCUAUCAUUUCGAUUGGUCGCUGCCAGAGGGUGUCGUUGAGGUGGACAUGGAGGAGGCGCCCGGCCUGGGCGUGCGCCGCCGCACGCCGCUGAUGCUCCUCGCCACGCCCUUCGUCCCUGUCGUCGCGUAG
Messenger RNA from Lolium rigidum, 1524 nucleotides. Its product is annotated as premnaspirodiene oxygenase-like. Gene Ontology annotation, molecular function: monooxygenase activity; heme binding; oxidoreductase activity, acting on paired donors, with incorporation or reduction of molecular oxygen. Lineage: Eukaryota; Viridiplantae; Streptophyta; Magnoliopsida; Poales; Poaceae. The transcript has 2 exons. The record is from RefSeq and is a predicted model, not a curated record. The coding region runs from base 1 to 1524 and encodes 507 amino acids.